GUGUUUUGUGAUUAUUUAGGUAAUGGUCCCUGCCCAGCAGGUGGAAGAACUGGAGGCAAUGUUGAACCACGGUUGCUGGUUCGAAUCCCAUUUGGUCAUUGUUCGGGUGUACGAGCGAAGGAUUUAUUUGGAACGCGGCCAAAAGCGGCGAUGGGCAGGGCCCUGUUGCAGCAGCGCUCUGGACGGGGUUUUUCUUGAGUCUUCCGCUGAAGUCUUGUAAGAUACACGACAGGUGAGUCGUUAUCACCUGCCGAUCGCAGGUAGGGAAAACAUAAGGUCGGGCGUGUUUGCGCAGGGACGGCCGCUGAUUGGCUACUGGCCAGUGGGACGUCCUCAUUAGCGGUUUUUGUGCGGCCUGUCUGGGAGGUCAUGAUUGACAGCUGGUGGUUACUUAAUGCAAAAGGGGCGGAGCUAACUUUUGUGAGGGCGCGCAGUACAGUUUGGUGACAGUUCCGAGUUAUUUUACGCAGUCAGCCGUGAGGUCCUCCCGAAGUGCGCACACGUUUUUUUCCCGAGCCUUGCCGCGCGCGGUCAAUGAUCCAGCCCGGGACCCGGACCGACCUGUACCCGACGACUCUGUAGCUCUGUUGCGGUGAAACUUCGUCCCAGGCCCUUUCCUAUUCCGUCCAUUCACACGCGCGCGAGAGACUCAACUCUCCCGGACUUUCACAAGCAUGAAUAUGCAGAAGGAUACAACGUUCACCAAGAUUUUUGUUGGGGGGUUGCCCUACCACACUACCGACGACUCAUUACGGAGUUUCUUCCAGACCUUCGGCGAGAUCGAGGAGGCUGUAGUGAUCACCGAUAGGCAGACGGGGAAGUCCAGGGGAUAUGGCUUCGUAACUAUGGCGACCAGAGAGGCCGCCGAAAAGGCUUGCAAGGACCCAAAUCCCAUCAUAGACGGCAGAAAAGCCAACGUCAACCUCGCAUACAUCGGAGCGAAGCCUAGGAACACGCAGCCAGGGUUCGGUUUUGGACUUAGGGCAGUGCCCCCCGGAUACCUUCCAAGCCAGUACGGGUUGGCUCCAGGGUACAUCUACCCACAGGCUUACGUGGCCGCAGCCGCCGCCGCCCAGCAGCCUGGCCUGAUCGUCCCGCCGCACACUCCACCAGCCUCUGCGGCAGCACAGUACAUCGACUACGCGGCCUACGGCCAGUACCCGGCGGGGUACGACCAGUAUCCGGCCGGCUACGCGACGCACGCGUACCUCAGCCCGACCGCAGCCGCGUACGCCCAGACCGGCUACGCCACCGUCCAACAGCCCGCUCACUUCGCUCAGUACCAACCUCAGCAAAUACAGGAACGCAUCCAGUAAACAAACAAACACAAACAAACAACGGGAACCAAUUUGAACCUGACCUUGAGGGAUCACGGGACUUUUCCACCGCAGGGGAUUGUGGGAAGGCCGAGCUGGUAACUAGAGGGUAUUUGAGUAAAAAAAAAACGCACUAUGCAAAUCCUGGAUGUUAUGUCUGAGCACAAGUAUCGUGUGAUAUUCGCAACGGGAGGGAGAUCCCUUCUUACAACAGCUGUUCGCUGUAUCAAUCACAACAACAGCCGCUGCAGGGCUAUUCUUGUCUCACACAUUCGGUCCUCGCAGCAGAAAAUUUUCGAUCAAUUCGGCCCGGCAAAUUUGCCUCACCCCCCGACGUUCGAACAUUUGUCAGCCCGCCGACCCACCGAGUGCUAACCACAAUCAUGUUAGCACAGUUGCUUGUCAUACCACGGUGAAAGAAAAACUCAAACCCUUUCUAAUCUAUAAUUUAUUAAUUUUUUAUGAUAUAACAUCUUGCUGCUAGUGUUCCCGUAUUUCCCACUUUUAAAGGUUGUUUUUUUUAUACCAACUCUAUCUUCCGGAAGGGUUGCUAUUAUUUCUUUCUCACGUGAGAUUAAAAGCACGAAAAUUCUAGGAAAAAAGCGAAGAGAUCAGACGAAGAAGACAGAGAGGAAACUUGUAAAUAUAGCGGAACACACGCUACCGCUGUAGACAGUUAACACUGUCAACUAAUGUAAAAUAUUCAACUUAAGUUAGAAAAUAGACUAAGGCCCUUAAAAGUUCAUCGUCCAAUUGAUUUAGUCGAAGGUUAUAUCGGGGCGUAUAAAGUUAUAUCUAGUUUUAGUAUACUCGUCCUAGACAGUAUUAAGUAGGAUUUAUUAAAGAGAAGAUAGGAAGGCUAGGCAUCCAUUUUAAGGCGAAGAAAGGCCAAAAUCAUUGUCAUAAUGAUAAGGUUUUCUAUUCUGUACAUGAAGCAAAGUGAAACCGUAAACUUAUGUCAAUUUUCACUAUAAGGAUAUGUAAAUUUUCAGCCAUAUACGUUUAUUAUACUAGUUAUUAUCUAGGUAAUGAAUAUCUAGCCUUGGCGAGUUUGGGAAAACAAAUUCAAACAGUGACACAUGUGUGAAUGCCUUACAAGUAUAUUAUUGUAUUCAGUAUAUUUUUUAGGGCCGAGGGUGCCUUUUUACUACCAAAUGUGCCUUUCAAAAAAAAUAUAAAACCGAACGUUGCGUCAAAAUUUCUAAUUGUUACUGUGGCCGUUUUACAACAUUGCCAAAUCGUUUUUAGGUGUUUUCUUUAAUCAACGAACAUCAAAUUUAUAAAACAUUUUAUCAGAAUACAAGGAGUAUGAAACAGUUUCAAAACAAGCUUGCGAAAUUGGGGGUUGUUUGAAAUGUAUCGUACGUACGUACGGCUCAGCCGGCCGGUUUCGUCAUUAGACCGAUUCAGCUCCUGAAUAAACAAGUCAAAAUAUUUGUAGCGCACUUGAGACCCAGCGACAACGCAAAGUCCCACCCCACAUGACGUCAUCACUUUACGUGCUCACUGUUUAUGGGCUCCCAAACUCGCCGACGCCCGGCCAACCUCUAUUUGGCGCGGACGAAAAAAAAAUGAUGUAAACUAUUGCUCGAUAUUAUAAUUAUGAUAUUAAUAAUAAUAAUAAUUCUAGACAAUCAAGUAGAAUGGAAAAAAAUUCGUAGGUAAUUAGAGAGGGAACUUAUUAUAUCGUAAUCACCAAAGUUACGCUGGGGAAUAUACCAGAUGUCGUAUCGGUAAAUAUAACAUGCAAAAUGUCAGAACAAUCAUAGAAUAUCCAACUUCUUUCAUUUUUUAGUGACACGGGGGAACGUGGUGCUAGAAACCUCUCCCUAAACAUCUUUUCCACGAAUGUACAUCUUAUAAAGUCUUCCAGAAGGAAGUAACAGCAUUUAGGUAUAAAAAAAAACUAUGUGAACAAAAACUGCGAUGAAACAAUCAUAAGCUUGUAGCGCCAGUCGACAACACUGGAAGAACUGUUGUUGCAAACCAUUGACUGUUUUGUACUGUUUUCCCCUGUACGAGUAAGGUGAACUUUUCUUACCAUUUCUCUAUGCAGGGGAACUGUGCUUGGAUCACGAGCAAACAGAAUUAAAACACAAAGUUCCGACUGA
Branchiostoma floridae (Florida lancelet) is the source of this 3427-nucleotide messenger RNA. RefSeq names its product RNA-binding protein 24-B-like. Lineage: Eukaryota; Metazoa; Chordata; Leptocardii; Amphioxiformes; Branchiostomatidae. Gene Ontology annotation, molecular function: RNA binding. The transcript has 4 exons. The record is from RefSeq and is a predicted model, not a curated record. Gene Ontology annotation, cellular component: cytosol. The coding region runs from base 675 to 1316 and encodes 213 amino acids.